Molecule: messenger RNA, 980 nt
Organism: Telopea speciosissima
Lineage: Eukaryota; Viridiplantae; Streptophyta; Magnoliopsida; Proteales; Proteaceae
Product: protein PLASTID TRANSCRIPTIONALLY ACTIVE 7
Exons: 5
Coding region: 266-760 (164 amino acids)
Biological process (GO): plastid transcription
Cellular component (GO): plastid-encoded plastid RNA polymerase complex
Source: RefSeq, a predicted model, not a curated record
CACUCUCUCUCUACAGUCAUGGACCCUUGAAAACCCCUUCAAAUCUCUCCAAAGGCAACGCGGCAAAAGGGAGCGUAGAGAUGAUAAUGAUAUGACGAUCAAGAGAAGAGCCGGAGUCUGGAGUUGUCUUCCAUUCUAUGUUCCUCUCUGGUGAUUGUCAGGUCGAUUUCAUCUUCUAUUGAACCCAUUUGAUGUUGAUUUUCCGGAGCAGUAGAAGACGUUAAAUUAGUGUUAAUAGAAGUUCUGAUAGAGGCUACUAACCACCAUGGCUCUGGCUGCAGUUCAUUUCAUCUGCCCAUCUUCUCUACUUUCUCCAAAGAUUGAAGUCAGAUUGCAAAAUCCAUGGCGUCUGAACUUAUCUGUUAUGGCACAGGAAUCGUCAGGAAACAAAAGUACUGGGAGACGGGUAUGGAGGCGAAGAAAACUGAUGAAGAAAGACGAGAAGGUGCGCUACAAGAUGGAACGUAUACCUUUCCUGGAAGAGCAAGUGAGAAGGAUAAAGGAAACAGGGGGACUCCUGAGUAUGGAUAUAGAGAGGCUAUUGCUAUCAGAAGACAACCGGUUUGAUUUUGUAAACGAAGUGGCAGCAGAAGCCAAAGAAUAUGUGGAGAACAACCGGGAUGAGUAUGGUGCCAAGAAAUCUAUCCUCCAUGUGCUUAGUAAUCGUGUGAAUGAUGCUGGCUUCUACCGUCCAGAAGCUUACAUGGAAUCUGACCCCUACAGACCUGGGCCUGAUUAUCUGAAAGAAGAACAAACUUGAGCUAUACAUGGUCUUCACUCCACAAAAAAAAAACAAGAAGAAGAAGAGAGAGAGGCUAUAUAUGAUCAUUGAUCUCUUACUGUUUCUGCUCUCUCCUUUCUCCAAUAUUGAGAUAAGAUUUCCUUGUUAAGCUAUAGACAUUGGUUUGAUAUUUUGUCAAGGUAUGUAUCCUUAUUUCUUUAUUUUUAAACUGUAAAAUUGAUGAAGAAGACUUAGCAGA